CCUGUUCCAAAUCGGCAUCGCCCUCGUUCUUCUUCUUCUCUCUAAUAAUUCUUGUCCUUCCCUUUCUGCCUUUCUCCCUCUCUUUCUCUUGGUUACAAAAAUCAAAAGAUAUAAAAAGCGAGGAGGAGAUACUGCUCGUUUAUUCUUUGAUUCGAUCGAACCCUUUGAUUACGAAACCGAUCCCAAUUUCCAGUUCUCCCACCUUGUUGAAGUUCUUUAGGUUUUGGCAAAUCGAAUUGCUAUGGAGAACAAUUACAGCGGCAGCAACACCGCCAAUUCGAAGUCGGGUUCGGAAGCAGAACCCAAGCCUAACGACCCCGCCGUUAGGGAACAAGAAAACCAUCUUCCUAAAGACCCUAUUGUCCCAGCUCCGGUGACUAAUGGAGAAGCGGCGACCGCAGCAGCAGCGGUGGAAGAAGGUGGAGAGGAAAGCGACGUCGUCGACCUCGAGGAGGACGACGAGGUAGAAGAAGUAGAAGAGGAAGAAGACCGACAGCAGGAGGCUGCUCCUGCUCGCCAGUCUGCCGCAAGGACUCCUUUCACUAAUCUUAGUCAGGAAGAUGCUGACCUCGCUCUCGCUCGUACCCUCCAAGAACAGGAAAGAGCAUACAUGAUGCUAAGUCGUGCAUCGAUGAGCCUAGAUGGAGAGACUGAAUGGGUAGGAGGUGGAAGCUAUUUGGGAGAAGAUGAAGACGAUGAAGAUUUUGAUGACCCUGAUGAUGUCAGUGAUGGACAUGAGUAUAAUGAGCAUGAGUAUGGUGAAAGUGAAGAGUUGGGUGAGGAUGAUGUAGAUGCUUUUGACGUCCAUGCUCGUGCUGAAGUUGUUGAUGAUGAUGGUCCCAACCUUGAAGAAAUGGACCCUUCUGCAUUUUCGAGUGAUGAGGCUUAUGCUAGAGCGUUACAGGACAACGAAGAAAGAGAGAUGGCUGCAAGACUGUUUGCCCUUGCUGGGAUAAAUGAUAGGGCAGUUGAAUAUGUUGAACAGCAUGGUGCCCAUUCUCAGGUACAAAUGGUUGAAAAUCGUGUUCUUGUCCACCUCACGCUGGCUACCAUAUACAAUUUUCCUGUGGCUAAUAGGCAAGCCCUGGAUGUGCAGGAUACAUGGGAGGAAGUCGACCCAGAUGAACUUUCUUAUGAGGAGCUGCUUGCUCUGGGAGAAGUAGUUGGAACUGAAAGCAGAGGGCUGUCAGCCGAUACCAUUGCCAACCUCCCCAGCGUGAACUACAAGUCCGGAAGCAACGAGAGUGGAACUAGCGAUUCGUGUGUGAUAUGUCGGUUGGAUUAUGAGGAUGAAGAGACCGUGACGGUACUGUCCUGCAAACAUUCGUACCACGCAGAGUGCAUCAACAAUUGGUUGCAAAUAAACAAGGUAUGUCCUGUUUGCAGUACAGAGGUUUUGACGGUGGCCGGAGGAAGCCAGUCGUCCUAGCUUUUGUGAUAGGUAAUGUCUGGAGGGACAGCUCCGUCGAGGGGGAAGGGUAGCGGAAGCCUAGGACAUUUGAAUACUGUAUUUCAGUGUAUAUGUAAUUGGUAGGGUAUGAUUCUGGGAUUUAAGUUUCCGCAUGAGACAUUAUUUCUCCGACCUGGGGUUUCGAAAGUGGGGAAAAGAGAUCACUUCUGGUUCUGGGGAUUUGUCGGUGGUUUCGUCGUUUUCUCUUUCUCGUGAUUUCUGGAGGUGGGGAAGUAACGUCUCUGUUCGGCUUUUCUUUUCUUUCCCUGAAUCAGGCCCCAAGCCACCAACACAUGUUUGUUCACCCUUAUCGUUUCACAAGUUACUUGUCGUGAGAUUAUUCUCUUUAA
This is a messenger RNA of Linum tenue, 1800 nucleotides long. The record is from the annotation of a GenBank genome assembly. Lineage: Eukaryota; Viridiplantae; Streptophyta; Magnoliopsida; Malpighiales; Linaceae.